GUAUUCUUUAUUCAACAGAAGAACAAAAGGCAGAGUUUGAAUUGGAAAAUUGGUGUGUGUUUCCUUCGUGGGAGUUUCUGGCUUUCCAAAUUCCAUGGCAAAACAAACAACAACUCUAACAAAACAAUAACCACCACUCUCUCUAACGUCACAUGAGGACUUCAUCAAUAAUAAUCACCAUUCACCAAUGACUCCCGCUACUAACAAACCUUCUUCGAACAAAGCCAAGGGAGAAUCGAUUCAGCAGCGCAGACUCACCAGACAGAGUAGAUUGCGAUACCGAAUUGAACAAGACGCUGAUGCUUUUCAUUCAAACGACGCCGUUGUCUCUUCUUUACCGGCUUCUCCUCUUCGCUCUACUUGCGAUCGUUGGUCUUCUUCUGCUGUCCCUCAACCGCUUCCACUUCCUGAGUCACCGUUGACUCGACGACCUGAUCAUCUUCACGCCUUACCGUUUUCCAGAAAGACGUCGGAUCAUGAUGCUGUGAAAACUUCAAGGUCUUCCAGCAAUUUGGGUAGACCCUCUUUUGACACAGUGAUCGGAAAUGCAAACUGUGAUUUGAGAGUGAAUAUUCCUCCUGCCAGAGGCUUGGUGGCAAGCAAUAGUUCUUGUAAAGAUCAUAGAAAACAUUCUCAUGAUAAUGACUCUGAAGGUAUUUCCAACUUGAAAUCGCAAUUUGCUGCCAAGAGUGCCCCAACAAGCAUAUUCUCCAGUCCUGUUACUAGUCCACGCAGAUUAAGCAAUGUAGAUUUGUUUGAUCCUUUCACCAAUUUUCCUCAAGAUUUUAAUGACAUUUUGAGAGUUUUGCCUACUAAAACUGCUCAUAGUCCAGACCUGUCUCCUCGUCGUAGCCUUGGGAACCAUGGUCCUAACCUCAACCACACUAUUCAUGGGGGUUUUCAGCACUCUAAAUUUUUCUCCAGAGUGUGGCCUGAAAAUAACCAUGUCGAUGCACAUCCAUUGCCCCUUCCGCCGAGGGCUUCACCACCACCACAAUCACCUGCACAACAUCAAUCAAGUGUCGCGACACAUCACACAACAGAAAAUUUUCAUUCAAUGAAGGGUCAAUGGCUCAAAGGAAAACUUAUUGGGCGAGGAUCGUUUGGAAGUGUUUACCAUGCCACAAACCUGGAGACCGGAGCUUCAUGUGCAAUGAAAGAGGUGGAUCUUUUUCUUGAUGAUCCUAAAUCUGCUGACUGCAUAAAGCAGCUAGACCAGGAAAUCAGAAUUCUUGGUCAACUACACCACCCCAACAUUGUGAAAUAUUAUGGCAGUGAAGUAGUUGGUGAUCAAUUGUGCAUAUAUAUGGAAUAUGUCCAUCCUGGAUCGCUUCAUAAGUUUAUGCAUGAACAUUGUGGGGCUAUGACUGAAUCUGUUGUUCGCAAUUUUACAUGGCAUAUUCUCUCUGGGUUGGCGUACUUACAUAGUACCAAGACCAUCCACAGGGACAUUAAAGGUGCAAACUUGCUGGUUGAUGCAUCAGGCACUGUCAAGCUUGCAGAUUUUGGGGUGUCGAAAAUUCUGACAGAGAAGUCAUAUGAAGUUUCGCUGAAAGGAAGUCCCUACUGGAUGGCUCCAGAGCUCAUGAUGGCUGCCAUGAAGAAAGAAUCCAAUCCUGAAGUCGCAAUGGCUGUUGAUAUCUGGAGCUUAGGAUGCACCAUCAUUGAAAUGCUGACAACAAAACCUCCUUGGAGCGAGUUAACAGGGUAUCAAGCCAUGUUCAAAAUACUGCACAGAUCCCCGGACAUACCCAAAACUUUAUCUCCAGAAGGACAGGAUUUCCUUCAGCAGUGUUUCCGAAGGAAUCCUGCAGAUCGACCAUCCGCAGCUGUGCUUCUAACACAUGCUUUUGUAAAAAAAUUGCAUGAUCAAGAUGUAAUAGUUCAUUCACAAGGCUAUCCUAAAGAAGACACUGGACCAAGAGAUGAUUCACGUAAACAUAGUCCAGGACACGGUUCGAAAAAUGGCCGUGGUACAGUACCAGCCGCCUUUCGUGCACGAUUUUUUUAUAAAGUUCAAAGUUUAAUCGGUGAUACUUCCAAAAAAGUUGAUACCGAGGAAACUAAUCAAGUUAGAUCUUCUCCUGCAUCUCCUUGCUCGUUGACAGAAGAUAACAGUCCUCAAUCUCCCUUUAAGGCUAAUACCCGCAAUUGCAUGACGACUACCAAAUCCUCCAACGUACCGUUCGCUGUUAUGAGAAUCGUGAAGCACCUAUGAAGCAUAUGUCAUUAACUGAGAUUUCACCUAAGGUUACAGCGAGACGAGAACUGUUGCAUGAAUUUAUUGUGGACCUCAGUUCUAUCCCGGGCUUACUGGAUUAUUGGUAGUUACCAUUGCAGGGAUGUAGAAACUAGAAAUUCAUGAAAAUAAAUGGAAGAGGUGAAUCACAUUCAUUUGCAGUUGUUAUUAUGUUUGUAAAUGAGAAGGCUAGGUUAGACUGGUUCGUACUUAGUUGCACCUAUUCCACGAGAGAAAUUCACAUGUAGAAUUUAAUUUAUUAUUAUAUAUAUUUUUUAGACACAACCAUGAAUUGCAAAACGUUAACUAGUUCAUUACUCCUGCAUGUAAUUU
Messenger RNA from Cicer arietinum (chickpea), 2572 nucleotides. Its product is annotated as mitogen-activated protein kinase kinase kinase 5-like. Gene Ontology annotation, biological process: MAPK cascade; protein phosphorylation. Gene Ontology annotation, cellular component: cytoplasm. The record is from RefSeq and is a predicted model, not a curated record. NCBI's taxonomy places the organism in Eukaryota, Viridiplantae, Streptophyta, Magnoliopsida, Fabales, Fabaceae. Gene Ontology annotation, molecular function: ATP binding; MAP kinase kinase kinase activity.